GUCCGUUUAAAAUCAACGAUUAUUCUUUUAGUGUUUGCUAGUGGCAAAUACUCCGAACCUUAUCAUUGAUUGUUCUUCUAUAAGUAAGCACUGGUUCAGGUGAGAAACAAAGGACUCAUCGCAAUGUCAGGCGCACAGAAAAGUAAGAAAGCAUCAAAUAUGAAAAAGCAAGCCAAAAGAGUUCAGGAGACUGAUAAGGAGCUGAGAAAAAAGAGGAAGAUUGCGAGAACGAAUACGGCAAAAGAGUUGGUAAAGAGCAUUAGUUAUAGGACAAUGGAGGAGGAGGAGGCCGAUGAGUUCUCCCCUGCAUAUGAUACUGAGAAUGACAAGUUAAUUUCUAAGCGUGACCUGCGGUUUAAUUUUUCUAACAUUAUCAACCAACAACCAUUCUAUUCUCAUCCCUCACAUCCCACCAUUGAUCUUCAUAGUGAAAUGAAGUUACAGCGUCAAAAAAGAUUGGUAGAGCUUGAUAUGCUUAGAGAGAAGGAGCUUGAAGACACAAAGGAGAAUGAUGAAACAGGGUCUGACGAUGAUUUGCUAAGUUUCCCAUCAUCAGAGGAUGAAGAUUUGAUGGAUGCUAAGCUACCACAACUUCACGAAUUAACGACUCUUGGAGGCAAUUAUGAUUCUUGGAGUUCGAAGCUAGAGUCUUUAACCACUGGCUUAGAGCAGGUUGAUCGGCUAAUCAGGCAGCUGAACGAUCACGAUGCGGAAGCCGAAAUCUUGAGCGUUCACGAACAAAGCGUCCUGAAACCAUUCGAAUGUGAAUCAGAUGUUAAGCACAAAGAAAAGAAUAUCUCGAAAACGCUUCGUGUAACAGAAAAUUCAGCGAAGCAAAGCAAUUGUCAACUCAUAUCUGAGACAUCUACCUUUCGCUCGCUCUUGAACGAGAACCAAAUUGCAAUGUGGCUGCCUGAAAGGAAAGAAAGCACUCAAGUACUGGAACCCUGUGAAUCCUCAGACGUUUCAUUUGACGAAUUUCUAAAUUUGGGUGAUGACAGCAGUACAACCAGCGAUACAGAUGUUGAACGUAUGACUUUGUCUUCGUCAAAUACUAUAAUUGAUCAGUCGGGCAGUUUGUCUCGCAAAAGGAAUUUUGAAUACCGCUAUAGCCACGAUAAAAUUAAUUUAGCUUUGGUCGAUAAUCUGAGCUGUCAAGCAGAUUUCAGACGAAAAAACAAAAAGGGACCGUUAAACAAGAGCGCACUAUUUUACGGAAACCACUGCGAGAUGAUAAUCAAUGACUCCCUCUUUCAAUUGAAUGAUUUUGUGAUUUAAGAUUUCCCUUUCAUUUCUUUCGACUGCUUUUGACUCAUCAGCGAUUUUGUAUUUAAUAUAUGUGUAUAACGAUUACAACCACAAGUUGAUUGGCCAAACAAGGGCUACUUUCUCAGCGAGUUAAAUCGUCUUCUCAGAUCAUCCAAAUCAUCUUGAUUUUCGGUUGUUGAGUCAGCUUUUUUGUCAUCCGACGUGCUGGAACCCUGCUUUUCGUUCCUCAAGUCUAUCUGAUAGCAAUCACAUAUUUCUUGCAGGUACUUUUCCACUAGGGAAUCCACGUUGGUGUCGUUGCAUUUAUGGAUUAUGUCUGGGUUAUCGGGAUGAUUUAGCGCAUAUUCGUAGAAUUCCUUUCCAUACUUGUGAGCCAACAAAGACACAAGUUUCUUGUAUUCCUUUAUAUUGACGUAUGAGCUCACAUAUAUCAGCUCGCGCACAAGUUUAACAAUACUUUCAUCAUCGGACUUGCAGAGAAGUUGACGUAGUUUCGAAUGAAGUACUUCACAAUCAACUACCAAUAUUUCCAACAAGUCAAUCAUUUUGUCAUCAUUUACAACUUUGGCAAUCUUCACCUUCGUUAGCAUCAAUUCUCGAUCAAAUUGAGCUCCACCAGUUUUGCUAAGUGCUCUUAAAUCCUUGGAUAGUUGAAAAAGAAUGGCUUUGUUAAUUGACUUCAUUUUCCCAAUCUUGAACUGAAGCUUGGAGCUUGUCAUCUUAAGCGCAGUCUUUAAAAGUAACUAGUGUUAGUUUGAUGUUCAAAUGACGUACUUCCUCAUUCAUUAAGUUGAAUUGUCGCUUUUUAAAAAAUCCAUGCGUUAUGAAAAUUAAGCUAGUUCAGCCCUGAAUUAAAAAAAUAAGGUUACAACCAGUCGGCAAUCGGCUAUCAUCUGGAAGAUUAUGUCUGCGUCUUUAAAGGAAAGAAAAGAAGAGUUUGUAACAGGACUCAAAGGUGGUUCAACCAUUGACAUAUAUGACUUUUUGAUCAACUGGGUGUUGCUUUUGCUUUCUGUUACAUGUUACUGUGACAAUGUUACCACACUGAUUGCGGCUUCAGUAAUACCGCUAUUAUUGAUAGUGUUCAGAAGGACGAAAGAGCCGAGUGGAAAAACAACUAAAAUCAACCUAGACACCUUAUCAUCCAAACAAUUCACACCAUUUAUUACUUACGUGACUGUCUAUCGUGCACAAAUGAUGAUAAUUACGUGUAUUUGUAUUCUUGCAGUCGACUUCCCCGUUUUUCCGAGGAGAUUUGCCAAAGUGGAAACAUGGGGCACCAGCCUGAUGGAUCUUGGGGUCGGGUCCUUCGUAUUUUCGAUGGGCCUCGUGAGCGCCAGACAGAAUAUUAGACAAAGAUUUGAUUCAAAGUACAGCUACUUUAAGAAUUUGAUCACGUCGAUAAAAAAUAGCAUACCAUUACUUAUUUUGGGUGCUAUAAGGUUGUCGAGCGUUAAAUUUUUUGACUACCAAGAGCACAUCACUGAGUAUGGAAAACACUGGAACUUCUUUUUCACUCUGUGUCUUAUUCCACUAAUUGCAAAUGUCUUUGCUCCAAUUAUCAAUCUACUUUCGCCAAUAGUGACAGGAUUUUCAAUAGUGUUAUUAUACGAGGUUGUUUUGACAAAAUUUGGGUUACUGGAAUACAUUCUCAAUUCGCAACGAGAGGGAUUAAUUGGUAUGAACAAAGAGGGACUGUUUUCUUUAGCAGGAUAUCUUGCAAUAUACCUGAAUGGAAUAUCUCUUGGAUAUAUCAUUUUCCCCCUUUUCCCUACCCGCAAAAAUUCGCUGACAGUCAGUGGGUCCAAAGACCAAUGCUUGAAUAAUAGAAAGAUCUAUUCGUUCUCAGUAUCACCAACCAGGAGCUUGUUCAUUCUAGCAACUCUUUUCCAUGCCCUGUAUUACGUACUCGAUACAUGCUACAUUUAUGGAGUCUCUCGAAGAAUGGCAAACGCCUUAUAUGUCAUUUGGGUUUGUGCUUACAAUUAUACAUUCUUAUUUGGCUAUAAGCUUGUUGAGAACCUUGUAUGGGGAGAGCCCCGAUACGAACUGACACACAGCGAAACCAGAAUAACAGUUGUCAAUGAUAACCGUAAUAUAAACUGCGUCCCCAUGUGCCUACGUGCGGUCAAUUACAACGGUCUGACAAUAUUCAUACUGGCAAACGUGCUUACAGGCCUUAUAAAUCUCACAUUCAACACCAUUGACACGAGCGAUACCAUUGCCCUAGUUAUAUUAAUCGCAUAUUGCGCCGUACUCUUCACAGUUGCGUUCUUUUUGUACACGAGAGAGAUACACAUUAGAUAG
Messenger RNA from Ogataea polymorpha, 3576 nucleotides. RefSeq lists its product as uncharacterized. Gene Ontology annotation, molecular function: glucosaminyl-phosphatidylinositol O-acyltransferase activity. Bases 2173 to 3576 code for a protein of 467 amino acids. The record is from RefSeq and is a predicted model, not a curated record. Gene Ontology annotation, biological process: GPI anchor biosynthetic process; protein localization to plasma membrane. Lineage: Eukaryota; Fungi; Ascomycota; Pichiomycetes; Pichiales; Pichiaceae. The transcript has 2 exons. Gene Ontology annotation, cellular component: endoplasmic reticulum; membrane.